This is a messenger RNA of Epinephelus moara (kelp grouper), 2894 nucleotides long. Its product is annotated as pituitary adenylate cyclase-activating polypeptide type I receptor-like. Gene Ontology annotation, cellular component: plasma membrane. Bases 152 to 1546 code for a protein of 464 amino acids. Gene Ontology annotation, biological process: cell surface receptor signaling pathway; adenylate cyclase-modulating G protein-coupled receptor signaling pathway. Lineage: Eukaryota; Metazoa; Chordata; Actinopteri; Perciformes; Serranidae. The transcript is spliced from 13 exons. The record is from RefSeq and is a predicted model, not a curated record. Gene Ontology annotation, molecular function: G protein-coupled peptide receptor activity; peptide hormone binding; vasoactive intestinal polypeptide receptor activity.
GACAACAUCCACAUCGGGAAACGGCCAACGAGCGGCUCAGUUCAUGGAUGGUCGGAAAUUUAAAAAGGAAGUCAUUUCUUAUCCUCGAAGAUUGAUACUAUCCUCGGACGUACUUCUACUAUUUUGCGCGUAGUUUUCAAAGUGAACAAGAAUGUUACUGAGCAGUGCAUUCACCUCUGGAUGCCCGUGGCUGAAACGGAUGGCCACAUUACUUCACAUGGUUCUGAUCCUGCAGCUGGCGGUGUGGGAGACGACAGAGGCCAUCCACCCAGACUGUGCUCUGGUGGUUCAGCACAUGAAGGCUCAAGAAGAGUGCAACCAGAUCCUCAAACAGGAGGAGAACAACCACUCUGCCAGGACAGGUUGUCCGACAGCGUGGGAUGACAUCCGUUGCUGGUAUCGUGCUGAGGUGGGACAGGUGGUCAGCGUCUCGUGUGCCAAUGUCUCCCAGCUGUUUGCUAAUAACCAAGGUUACAUCUACAGGAACUGCACUGAGAAUGGAUGGUCCGAGCUCUACCCCUCCUAUGAGGAGGCAUGCGAGUUCACAGAAUAUGAAGUGACAGAACCAGAGACAUCUUACUUCUCCAACUUCAAACAGGUGUACACCGCUGGGUACGCUACCUCCCUCAUCUCUCUGAUAUCGGCUAUUUUUGUCUUCACUGUGUUCAGGAAGUUUCACUGCACCAGGAAUUACAUCCACAUCAACCUGUUCUUCUCCUUCAUCCUGAGAGCGAGCGCUGUCUUCAUCAAAGAUGCUGUUCUUUUUUCUGAUGAAAACCUGGACCACUGCUUCAUGUCUACUACAUCCUGUAAAUCAGCCGUGGCCUUCUUCCAGUUCAGUAUCCUGGCCAACUAUUUCUGGCUGCUGGUGGAGGGAAUGUACCUGCAGACGCUGCUUGCUCUCACCUUUGUCUUCCAGAAGAAAUACUUCUGGUGGUACAUACUCAUCGGCUGGGGUCUUCCUACAACAAUCAUAACGGCGUGGAUCCUCACUCGAAACUUCUACGAUAACAAGGGGUGCUGGGAUGACACAGAUGUGGCCUUCAUCUGGUGGAUCAUAAAAGCUCCAAUAACUGCAUCACUACUGGUGAACUUCAUCAUCUUCAUCAAUGUAAUCCGCAUUCUGGUCCAGAAGCUGAGAUCUCCUGGUGUUGGUGGCAAUGACACCAGUCACUUCAAAAGGCUCGCCAAAUCCACCCUGCUUCUCAUCCCUCUGUUUGGGAUGCACUACAUGGUGUUUGCCUUCCUGCCAGAAAACACAGGAGCAGAGGCCCGAAUCUUCAUAGAGCUCGGCCUGGGAUCCUUUCAGGGAUCUGUUGUGGCCCUGCUCUAUUGUUUCUUGAAUGGUGAGGUGCAGGCAGAACUGAAGAAGAGGUUUUGGUUUUGGCAGACUCAGAGCUACCUGAGCUACAGUAAAAGACGGCGUACGUUGUUCACUGAAAGCAGCACGGUCACUCAGAUCUCCGUCCUGGACAAAUCCAGCCCCAAAGACCAGCCGGCCUCAGAGACACACACCCUCACACCCAGCAACGUCUCUGCCGUCUGAGGAACGUACACUGGUGUUCACGUCUUGUGUUACAACACCUGCUCAGCAUUGGGACGGCGUCCUGAGCAAGUGACUAAACCACAGAGCCUGAUUGUUGAAUGUUAAAGGUACCUCUUAACUUUGUACGGUACGAAUUCCCACAUGGGCCUCCAAACUUAAGUCUUUUUAUUCACAGUAUCCCACACAACAUUCCCUCAUGAUAUUUAUCAUUUUCAGCUCCCAGGCAUCAGACAGAGAGGCCACAUCUUCUGUUACCUUAUUUAUUUAUCAUAGGCAGGAUUUAGCUCUGGGGUCCCUCCUCCACAUCUUAGUCACAACCACCACAUCAUUUCUCCCCUUCUACAAACACACCAACAAGUGCACCAUGUAUGUGGCUUAAAAAUGUUGUCCUUUAACUUAUUUUAUUAGAUGUAAAAAAUUAAAAAUCAACCAUAUUAUACUACUUCGAUAAUAUAUUAUAUAAGUAACAAUUAUGACGAGUAGUUUUUUCUUUUACAGCUCCUCUGACUACUGCUGGUUUAAGUCUCAGCUGCUCUGUUUUGCACUGUAAUGUUGUGUUUGUUCACAUGCUAAAUCAUUCAUAAGUGAAAAUGGGCACCAACAAAAUAAUUUUUUUCUUUAUUGUGGUCUCAAGUAGCCACAAGAUGGACAAUAGUCAGAAGGAGUAGGAGCAGGAGAGGACAAACACACGUUUCUUGCAGCUGUGAGGUCAGUUAGUGGGGAUUUUAUAACAUUUUCAAUUUUUUAGGGUAAAAGUAAGUCAGUUUUAUUUUUAUGUAACAGCCUUUCCUGCAUUAAACUAAUCUAAGAAGAGAAUUAAGAAUAGCUUUAUGAUACAUUUCUUCCCCCACCUCUGCAUCACGUGAGGUCGUUUUUCAAGCAUUUUUUGUAAGUACAAAGUCAGCAGCUGAUUAGGUUUAUCUACCAGGUUGUCCAGUUUGCAAAUGACACAGGCCCUAAAGGACAUGCUGUUCACAAUAUAUUGAGACAGAAAAAAAACUUAAAUCACUACUUGUGCACUUAAUACUCCUCGAUUUGGCUGAUCUGUAUUUAUUUUUUAUACUUUUUCCUGAUAGAAUUGUUCCAUUCAUUACAGUCUAGACUUCUCUCACAAUGAUGUUCAUGUUAUUCUUGUUCUAACUCAUUCAGUGCCACUGGUCCUAUGACUGCUGGGCACUACACUAUCAUUCUUCUAGUUCUUAUAAUAUGAAACUUCCAUCAUUUAAUAGAACAUGCCCAUGUUACCAUCAGUGGCUCUGCAUGCAACAUGUUGCACAGUGCACUAGCGCACAUCUGGAGCACUAGACUGUAAAAGCUAUUUAUUUGUGAGAUUAUUGUUUUUAAUGUC